GCUCUACUAAUUUUAACGGCGACUCCUCACCCGCUCAUACCAACCCACGAAUCUGCCCUCGGUUUCCUCCCCCCGCGUCUGCCACCCUCCCCCGAAAUACUCCAAACCUCCACCGCGAACCCUCCAAACUAGAACCUCCCUUAGUCCCCAACCCACCAACCCCUCCCGCACACCGCCCACCAUGUCCCUCGACCGCCCCUCGCACAGCGCACCGGACCACCUCCCCUACGCCGACCCCACGUCCACCCUCCUCGCCUCCUCCUGCCUCGACUUCCUCCUCAUCGAGCUCGUGCCCAUGGCCUACCGCAUCGCCGCCGAGCUCAACGCGCGCGAAGAAGAAUGGAUGCGCGGCGGCGCCGUCGGGUCCACCGGCGCUCCCCAACAAGCUGCCAAAGAGCCCACCGACGCCGGCAGCGUGAGCGGCGUGGGCGGGGGGAAGACCGCCACAGUGGCCGAGAGCCUCGUCGACGAAGAAGAGGCGCGGGAGCAGGUGUUUUUCCGGCUCGAGGGGCUGGGAUACCGGGUCGGGCUAGGAGUAAUAGAACGCUUCACGCGCGACAAACCCCGCCCCACCGACCCCCUCGACGUCAUCAAGCUGCUCUGCAAGGACCUCUGGACGCUGCUCUUCCGCAAGCAAAUCGACAACCUCAAGACCAACCACCGCGGCAUCUACGUGCUGACCGACAACACCUUCAAGCCGCUGUCGCGCAUGAGCUUCGAGAAGAACCUCGAGACCAUCGCCAAGGCGCAGCCGUUCCUGUAUUUCCCGAGCGGCGUGCUGCGCGGCGCGCUGGCGGGCAUGGGCAUCCAGGCAACGGUGCAGGCCGAGACAACGCAGGUGCCGGGCGCGACGUUCCAGAUACGGACGGUGGGGGCGAAGCCGUAGACGGGAGUGGGCACAUAAAAGGGUUUUAAGCGGGUUUGAAUUUAGCGGCAUGGGUUGGCGUUUGGGUAGAUUUUACCCAGGAGUAAGUAUUGGGCAUUCAUGGGUGCUUCGAAGCAUUGAGCGAUGUUCAAAACUUUGUCCUUCACGAAGAAGGUUAGAUAAUCAAGAGCUCACAUAAGAAUCACCAACAAAUCAUAUCAGAGC
Molecule: messenger RNA, 1090 nt
Organism: Mytilinidion resinicola
Lineage: Eukaryota; Fungi; Ascomycota; Dothideomycetes; Mytilinidiales; Mytilinidiaceae
Product: transport protein particle component
Exons: 2
Coding region: 182-886 (234 amino acids)
Biological process (GO): endoplasmic reticulum to Golgi vesicle-mediated transport; regulation of GTPase activity
Cellular component (GO): TRAPP complex; trans-Golgi network; cis-Golgi network
Source: RefSeq, a predicted model, not a curated record